CCCAUAGUAAUCAUGUCAGGAUCUGAUGAUGGGAUCCUGGAGAAAUCGAGGGGAACUUUCGAAUAUUAUAGGGGCUACUAGUGAGUUUGUUAAUGUUUUCAUUAAUUAUUUCAAAGCACGUAAUUUAAUGAUCUGGUGUCGAUCUGAUGAUGGAGCCGAAGCACAAAUGAGGGAACUCCUCAACGGUUUACAGUAGGUUAUUCAAGACGUUAAAAUCAUAAAGAUUUUAACUAGAUUUUUAGAUACGGCUUUAACUAACACAACACUGACUUGGUACAUAGUACGAUGUUAUUUUUAGUUUUUUAGUUUAGUAGAAAUAUUUUUGUGAUUUUGAAGUCGGUUGUAUUUUUUUAUAUUUUUUUUUUAUUUUACGGUAGAUUCGAUCCGUACGAUGCGCAUCAGUGCAUUCAUAUGAAUUUCUAUACAAAUAAUACUUUGAUUGAUGAUUGGUGCGAUGUAACCGAUAUGUACCAUGUGGAUAUGUGGUCGCCUAUCUUAAGGGGCUGUUUAAUGAAAUGAAAUGAAAUGAAAUGAAAUGAAAUGAAAUGAAAUUUUAUUUGCCUAAUACACGUAUACAAAUGGUGUUUUACAAGUAUAAUUAGUCACAGUGUAUUACCAUUAACAUGGUGUGCAAAUUUUACAAUUUUAUAAAGCACUGUUUAAGUAAUAUUAUUUACUUACAAUGUUAUAAUUGUUACUAAUAAAAUAAAUACAAUUAAGAUUGACAUUUAAAUAUACAUAAUUAAAAUUAAAUUAUACGAAAAUAUGUCCAAAUGAAAUUACGAUCUGCCGCAGGAAGACAUGUUAUUUUAAUAGUCAGAUAUAAUAGAAAAUUAUAAGAGUAUCAUGCAUUAAUAUUAAAUUACACAAAAUAAAUCAAAUUAAAAUUUAUCUAGCGAAAAAUUCGUCUAAUGAGUAGAACGAUUUAUUACACAGCCAACGAAAGAGAUUUGUUUUAAAAUUUCGAGUAGUUUGGCUCUUUAAAUCUGCAUCUAAUUUAUUGUAUAUUUUGAUGCACAUAGCGUGUGGUGACUUUAAUGUCUGCUUUAAUUUGUAUUGCAUUUGACAUAACCGAAAUUUAUUUCGUUAAGUAUUACGUAAGCAGAUUUAUUACAAUUAUUUAUCCUCCCCCACACCGUUAUCAGCAAAAGCAAAGCUCUUACCCUCUCAUGCCUACGUUAACAGUGUUACAUACUCGUAUUUGGAUUUGUUCUAUCUGUAAGAUUCUCUGAAAAUACAUUUUGUUUUCAAACAUAGAUCCUAGUUUCUGAUACCCUAUUAUGUAGAAAAUGGAAAAAAACUGACAAAAUAAUAUGUAAAUUUCAAAGUCCAUAACGCCAAACUAAUUUACCUUUGAUUUAGGUACUUAUUAUUCUCCGCUCGACGUCGAAUAUCUUUAUUGUACCUAGACACAAUACGUGUGAUAUUGUUUUUACGAUAAUCUUUAUUAUCAAAAUAUCAGAAAUAGCAAUAUCGGACAUUCGCAAAUAACCUAUUGAUAGGUAUUAAGAUUAUUAAAUCUGUGAUAAUACAUAGAUAUUGAUUAAAUUAUAUUUCUAUCAAAUUUAUAGCUUGGCAACUUCGUUCGUAACACUUCCGAUUUUGCGCGCGUGGCAUGGGCCUCUAGCGAUGAAUGAAAAACCCACGAGUGAUGUACGUCACUUCCCCGCACGUACGAUUUCACACCCGCGCAGUCUUUCCGCCGGUCGCCCGCAUAUCAUGGGAGUGUUAUUAAGAACUUGCCAGACUAUAGUAAAAGAUUUCUAUUUGUCAUUUUAUUUCAAACUCUUCGACUCUUGUAAAUUACCUAGCUGGACAAUCUCUAGCAAUAAAUAACAAAUAUGUGUUACAAAUUUCCCCAAAAGAAUAAAAACAUCAUUAAUUCACAUUGUAAUGUAUUGUAUUCUGGCAAAUAAAUGAUUUGAUUUGUAAUCCCGGCUCUACACGUCGACCUGUUUGGGUCGUUGGUACAAGCGUUGGAAACAACGUGUGUAGCCAGCCUUUUCGUCUCUCAGAAGUUACAAAAUUAAGUAGUUCGCGCCUUUAGUUAAUAGGUUAGAGUUUAGACAAUUCAAAUGAACGUUUAUGAGUCAACAAAUGGUGUCUACUUCGUACAUGCAAUAACAAUUUAUAGGAAUUGCAAAAAGCCCAUGCUCUAUUACCAUCGCCAAAUCACAAUUGCAUAGAAAUCGUGAUGCGAUUAAGUACGAUAGCAGAUAACGAGUGACCUGCAUAUUAUGUAACGAUUGUGAUAACUAUCGCACGUGUCAUUCCGAUUAGGUUAUGGUACAUUAAGUAAAACAUUUCUAGUUGGUCAACCAAUCGCAAUUCACACUUUGUUUCCAUUAUGAAUGUAGUAUAAUGUAGUAAAGCACAAUUAUACUAUACUAGCGGACCCGGUCAAGCUUCGUUUUGACAUAAGUGCACUUAUUCUCUAUCCCUACUCUACCCUUCUAUAACUCUACCCCUACCCUACCCCUACCCUACCCUACCCCUACCGCUUGACUCUUAAACGUUUGUAUGGGAAAUAGAAAAGGGCAGUAUUUGGGGUUUACCCGGAAAUUAUUUGAUUUUUUCACACCUUUUAAACCUUCCCAAUACCUUUACGAACAUUUCAAGACCAAGAUAAGAUAAAUCCGUUAAGCCGUUCUCGAGUUUUAGCGAGACUAACGAACAGCAAUUAAUUUUUAUAUAUAUAGAUACACCCAUAUCAAAACCAUUGCUGAGCAAAGACACUCAUAAUGAGAGGCAUACGGCAAAUAGUCCACCACGGUGGCCUAAUGUGGACUUAACACAUGUAGAAAUUAAGAAAAUUCUCAAGUAUUCAGGUUUCCUGCCGGAGUUUUUCCUUUGAGACACGUGAUAUUUACCUAAUUUCUUAAAAUGCACAUAACUGAAAUGUUGCAUGUACAUGCCUUGGACCGGAUCUAAGGCAGAGGUCAUGCCCAUUGGGCUAUCACAGCAUGAUUUUAUGUUCAUAAUGAUGAUGAAUAAUUUCCUUCCAGACCCUCGAGUGAGCGACUGGGUGUUGAUGACGUCACCGUGGCCGCUCGUCUCCAUCAUCGCCAGCUACUUGAUGGCAAUCAAGCUUCUGAAACGAUUCAUGCGCGACAGAAGGCCUUACGAUUUGAGGACAAUCAUCAAGUGGUACAAUGUGCUGCAAAUUGUAUCAUGCGCCAUUGUUACUUGGGGGAUAAUGACUUCGGGUUGGACCACCACAUACCACUUCGGCUGCAUGCUACCAGACUACUCAAUGAAUCCAGAAGCGUUAAGAAUGCUUCGGUUUCUCUGGUGGACGGUUAUCUUGAAGCUGAUGGAGUUUUUGGAGACAAUGUUCUUCCUGCUGCGGAAGAAGGAAAGACAGGCGUCUUUCCUACACAUAUACCAUCACAUCAGCACUUUGAUCAUCGUUUGGUCCGGUGUUAAAUAUGUUGGAGGUGGCUUAACAUCAUUCUCCCCCAUGAUAAACAAUGCGGUGCACGUGAUAAUGUACAGUUACUACCUCAUGUCUUCAGAGGGAAGCCCCGCAGUUAAAGCUGUUCUUAUUAAAUAUAAGAAAUGGCUAACAAUUAUCCAGAUGAUCCAAUUUACAGUGAUGUUACUACACAGCGCUCAAGUAUUUCUGCCGAGCUGUCCAGCGCCUCUUGGCAUCACAGUAAUCUACUUCCCCAAUGUCAUAUUCAUUUACUACAUGUUUUACGACUUCUUCCGGCAAAAUUAUAUAAAUAAUAAAUGUAAUAAAACAAAUUUCAAACAAAAUGGAGUUAAAUCUAAAGAUUAAAAUAAGUCUAUUUGUU
Bicyclus anynana (squinting bush brown) is the source of this 3797-nucleotide messenger RNA. Its product is annotated as elongation of very long chain fatty acids protein-like. Gene Ontology annotation, cellular component: endoplasmic reticulum membrane. Gene Ontology annotation, molecular function: fatty acid elongase activity. The coding region runs from base 2906 to 3781 and encodes 291 amino acids. The transcript has 4 exons. Gene Ontology annotation, biological process: fatty acid elongation, monounsaturated fatty acid; sphingolipid biosynthetic process; fatty acid elongation, polyunsaturated fatty acid. The record is from RefSeq and is a predicted model, not a curated record. Lineage: Eukaryota; Metazoa; Arthropoda; Insecta; Lepidoptera; Nymphalidae.